AUGCGAAUGAAAUUGUUCAGUCGGUUUUCGCGUAAAAGAAGCCCUAAUUUUUCCCCCUCAACGUUUCAAAAAGAUAAUACCAACGAUUCAACUUCCGAAAAUUCAGGUCAUAUGAUUUCUUCAUGGAUGGAAACCCCGGUUUCCAAGAGGCCGUUGAGAAAGAAACACCUCUCUAGAAGCUACGAUGAGAAUUUGAUGGAUGAUUAUCUGGAUAAGCAAUUAGGUAAUUCCCCAAGGAAAAGGUUCAGAACAAAGAAGGAAUUGGAGAAAGAAACAGAAAAAGAAGCCAUGAUAGCCCUUUCUUUAGGGUUUCCCAUUGAUGCUCUUCUUGAAGAAGAAAUCAAAGCCAAAGUAGUAAGCGAGUUAGAUGGAAAAGAACAAAACGACUACAUCGUUGUCAGAAACCAUAUUCUUUCAAGAUGGAGAGCUAAUGUACACGCAUGGCUUUCCAAAGGUGAAAUAAAGGAAACUGUAAGUAACGAAUUCAAUCACUUACUUCAUUCUGCUUAUGACUUUCUUCUCUUCAAUGGGUAUAUAAAUUUUGGAGUUUCACCAACUUUCAAACCUCAAAUGCCUGAAGAAUCAACAGAAGGAUCUGUAAUAAUAAUCGGUGCAGGACUUGCUGGAUUAGCUGCAGCUCGCCAGUUGUUAUCUUUUGGUUUUAAAGUGAUUGUGUUAGAGGGUAGGAACAGACCUGGGGGUAGAGUCUAUACCCAGAAGAUGGGUCAGGGGCAUAAUGGUAAUUAUGCUGCGGUGGAUCUUGGUGGAAGUGUUAUCACAGGUAUUCACGCAAACCCUCUUGGAGUUUUAGCUAGACAGCUAUCGAUUCCUCUUCAUAAAGUGAGAGAUAAAUGUCCUCUAUAUGAUCCAGAAGGAAAACCUGUUGGAAAAGAAACCGAUUCAAAAGUAGAAUUCAUUUUCAAUAGACUUCUAGACAAAGUAACCGAAUUCAGACAAAUCAUGGGUGAAUCAUGUGGUGACAUUUCAUUAGGAUCAGUUCUUGAAAAACUCACAAAACUAUAUGCUGUAGCCACAAGUGUAGAAGAAAAACAGUUACUCGAUUGGCAUUUUGCAAAUCUAGAAUACGCAAACGCGGGCCCCCUUUCGGAUCUUUCAGCUGCUUAUUGGGAUCAAGACGACCCAUAUGAAAUGGGUGGUGAUCAUUGCUUUUUAGCAGGUGGGAAUUGGAGAUUAAUCGAAGCAUUAUGUGAAGGGGUUCCGAUUUUUUAUGAAAAGAUUGUGAAAACCAUUAGAUAUGGUGAAAAUGGUGUUGAAGUAAUUACAAGUGAUCAAACAUUUCAAGGUGAUAUUGUUCUAUGCACUGUUCCUCUUGGUGUUUUGAAGAAAAAGAUGAUAAGUUUUGUGCCUGAAUUACCUGAAAGAAAACUUGAGGCGAUUGAGAGACUUGGAUUUGGGUUGUUGAACAAGGUUGCUAUGGUGUUUCCUUAUGUUUUUUGGGGUGAAGAUGUUGAUACAUUUGGUUGUUUGAAUAGAAAUAGUGAGAAUCGUGGAGAGUUUUUCUUGUUUUAUAGUUAUCACACAGUUUCUGGAGGUUCUGUUCUUGUUGCAUUAGUUGCUGGUGAAGCUGCAAAAUCGUUUGAAUCCACACAUCCUUCCACUUUGCUUCAUCGUGUUUUAAAUGUCCUUAAAGGGAUAUAUGGACCAAAGGGUAUUGAAGUACCUAAUCCAAUCCAAUCCAUUUGUACAAAAUGGGGAAAUGAUCCUCUGUCAUGCGGUUCAUAUUCUCAUGUGCGGGUCCACUCUUCCGGUAGUGACUACGAUAUCCUCGCGGAAAACGUUGCAAACCGCCUCUUUUUCGCCGGAGAAGCCACCAACCGCCAGCACCCCGCCACCAUGCAUGGGGCCUACUUAAGUGGGCUAAGAGAAGCUUCAUGUAUUUAUAGAGUCAGACAGACUAUUAAUAAUAAUAGUAAUGAUGAUAAUAAUAAUAAUAUUAAUAACAAUAACAAGCAAAAUAAUCCCAAAAAAAGCAUUCGAAGAAUCAUUGGAGUCAGUGAUACUCUCGUAAACCUUUUCAAGAAUCCGGAUUUUUCUUUUGGGAAUUUUCUUUUUGUGUUUGACCCUUCAAAUGAAGACGAUCAGUCAACCGGGCUCAUGAUGGUUGCCAUUGAUAAUGAUGAUGAUGAUGAUGAUAAAGUCAAAGUCAAAGUCAACAAUGGUCAAAGUCAACGUGCGGUGAAGCUUUACACGAUGGUGACACGUGUACAGGCGCGGGAUUUGGUGGCGGUGGUUGGUGGCGGGGAAAGGGGGCUGAGUUAUAUGUCAGAGAAUCUUGGGUUGAAGUUGAUGGGAAUGGACUGUUUUGCCCUUGUGGCGAAUUCGUUGAUUUCUAAUAUUGCUACACGGAGAAGUAGGGUUAGGAAUCGGGUAGUGUUUGGAAACCGUGUUUCGUACACGUGA
This is a messenger RNA of Lactuca saligna, 2421 nucleotides long. NCBI's taxonomy places the organism in Eukaryota, Viridiplantae, Streptophyta, Magnoliopsida, Asterales, Asteraceae. The record is from the annotation of a GenBank genome assembly.